This is a messenger RNA of Gilbertella persicaria, 4322 nucleotides long. RefSeq names its product L-aminoadipate-semialdehyde dehydrogenase. The record is from RefSeq and is a predicted model, not a curated record. Bases 73 to 4239 code for a protein of 1388 amino acids. Gene Ontology annotation, molecular function: L-aminoadipate-semialdehyde dehydrogenase [NAD(P)+] activity; phosphopantetheine binding. Gene Ontology annotation, biological process: L-lysine biosynthetic process. The transcript is spliced from 3 exons. NCBI's taxonomy places the organism in Eukaryota, Fungi, Mucoromycota, Mucoromycetes, Mucorales, Choanephoraceae.
UGCAUUUUUGAUUUUAAUCUUCUUUUUUUUUCACGUAUUUCUUAUUUUUAGACACUUUACUGUACAUAUAACAUGACUACUGACAAUAUCUCACUAUGGAAGAAUCGACUUCAAAACUUAACGGACUUACAGGUCCCUACAGAUUAUCCAAGGCCAUUAUCUGCUCGUACAAUUGAAGAAGUCCAAACAUUCGAUCUCUCUGAACAGACUUUGAUGAGCCUUGUUCAAUUCUCCAUGACAUCUGCUCGUCCUACCGCUUUCUCUGUUAUAUUGGCUGCCUUUUCUGUUCUUCUUCAACGUUAUACUGGCGAUGAAGAAUUCGCUAUUGGUACUUCUUCUCCUAGUGGGAAUCCUCUUUUACUACGUCUUCAUGUGGAUCCCACAACCACAUUGAAUAAUGUUAUUGAGAUGGUCACAAAGGUUGAGCAAGAAGCAUUGAGCCAGGAAGUCCCUUUUGAUCAACUGUCUGAAGCUGUAUACGAAGGCACUGAUCCUGAGAGUAGACGCCCUCUUUGUCGCGUUCGAUUCUAUAACCAAAUUGAUCAACCUUCUGAACAGCAUUUGGCCAACACAUCUGCUACUUCUGAUCUGACUGUCUUUAUUUCUUCUCCCGAACCAACAGCAUCGCUUCGUUCUUCUGUGUUGCGUCCUGUCUCUAUUUCUAUUGUCUACAACCAGAUCUUGUUCACUCCCAAGCGUAUUCAAUACAUAUUUUCUCAAUUGGCUACUGUGAUUGACACAGCUAUCAAAUCUCAAGAAUUGCCAGUAGGUCAGAUUCCUUUAUCCGAUGCUGGUUUGCCCGGAUCACCACUUCCUGACCCUACUACUGAUUUACAUUGGUCACAAUGGAGAGGUGCUAUCACUGAUAUCUUUUCUGCUAAUGCUCAGAAGCAUCCAGAUCGUACUUGUAUUGUUGAGUCUUCAGAUGAUGCUGGCAUUACUACAUAUAACUAUCAACAAAUUCAUUAUGCAUCAAAUACGGUAGCUCAUUACUUGAUUGCUAAUGGUAUUCAAAGAGAAGAUGUGGUCAUGAUUUAUGCUUACAGAGGCGUUGAUCUUGUUGUUGCCAUCAUGGGUGUUCUCAAGGCUGGUGCCACUUUUAGUGUGAUUGAUCCUGCUUAUCCUCCUACUCGUCAGGAAAUCUACCUUUCUGUCGCCAAACCUCGCGGUUUAAUUGUCUUGCAAGAAGCUGGAAAGAUAGCUGAUUCUGUCAGACAAUACAUCAAGAAGGAACAAGACAUUAUUUGUGAAAUCCCCAAUCUCAAGCUUGGCAAGGAUGGUCGUUUAUCAGGCAGUUUAGAAAACGAAACAGACCUGCUUGAUAGCGUACGUCAAAAGGAAUCUCAAGCGACAGGUGUUGUUAUUGGUCCUGAUAGUAUUGGUACCUUGAGUUUCACAAGUGGUAGUACUGGUAUUCCUAAAGGUGUCAGAGGUAGACACUUUUCCUUGACCCACUUUUAUCCCUGGAUGGCCGAAACCUUUGGUCUUUCUGAAAAGGACAAAUUCACCAUGCUUUCUGGUAUUGCUCAUGACCCUAUCCAACGUGAUAUCUUUACUCCUCUUUUCUUGGGUGCUGAGUUACAUAUUCCUACCUCUGAAGACAUUGGUAUUCCUGGACGCCUUGCUGAAUGGAUGAACAAUUCCCAAGUCACUGUAACUCACUUGACACCAGCCAUGGGUCAACUCUUGUCUUCCCAUGCUCAAGUUGAAAUUCCAUCUCUUAUCAAUGCCUUCUUUGUGGGUGAUAUCUUGACCAAGCGUGAUGCUGCUCGUAUUCAAAAGUACGCUCCCAAUGUAGCUGUGAUCAACAUGUACGGUACUACAGAAACGCAACGUUCUGUUUCUCACUUUAUUGUCCCUGCUCGCUCUUCUCAUCCUGCUUUCUUGAGUAUCCAAAAGGAAGUUAUUGCUGCUGGUAAAGGUAUGGUCAACGUACAGCUCUUGGUUGUCAACCGUCAAGAUCGUACAAAGAUGUGUGGUGUAGGUGAAAUCGGUGAAAUUUAUGUCCGUGCACCUGGUCUCUCUGAAGGUUACCUCCGUUUGCCUGAAGCCACUGCUGAAAAGUUCAUUCCCAACUGGUUUGUAGCUGAACCUCUUAAGGAUGAUGGUCAAGACGAGUCUUGUGUAGAAGGCGAUGCCUGGAAAGAAUUUUAUCUGGGUAAGCGUGAUCGUAUGUAUCGCUCUGGUGAUUUGGGUCGUUACAGACCUGAUGGUAAUGUGGAGUGCACUGGUCGUGCUGAUGAUCAAGUCAAGAUCCGUGGUUUCCGUAUUGAAUUAGGUGAAAUUGACACCCAUCUAUCUCAACACCCUUACGUACGUGAAAAUGUUACUUUGGUCCGUCGUGAUAAAAAUGAAGAACAAACCUUAGUUGCUUACUUUGUUCCCAACUUGACUGCUGCUGAUGCCGAAUUUGCUAGUGCUACUGAAGAAGAGGAUGAUGACCAUGAUACAAAUGAUAUUCGUUCAAGCCAUCAUUUCCGUCGUUUGAUCAAACAUAUUCGUGAUUAUUUGAAGCAAAAGCUCCCUACGUAUGCUAUUCCUGCUGUCUUUGUUCCUUUAGUCCGUAUGCCAUUGACACCCAAUGGUAAAGUAGACAAGAACGCAUUGCCUUUCCCUGAUACAGCUCAAUUCAACAAGGCUGCUCCUGUUUCCAACACCACAACAACGCUUCCUGAAAUGACGCCCAAUGAGGCUACUAUUCAUGCUAUCUGGAAGAACCUCUUGCCUUCUUCUGAUCCUGUGAUUGGUGUUAAUGAAAACUUUUUCGAUAUUGGUGGUCAUUCAUUAAUUGCUACUCGUCUUAUUUUCGAAAUCAGACAAACAUUCCAAGUUGAUGCUCCCCUUGGUCUUGUCUAUGCUGAACCUACCAUUGCUGGUCUUGCUCGUGAAGUAGACAAGUUGCAAAAUGGUCAUAUUAUGAAUGAACGUGACAUUGAACAACACAAGGAGCAACAGGCUGAAAAGAAGGAAGAAGUAGACUAUGCUGCUGAUUUGGAACCUUUAGCCAAAGAAUUCCUUCAAACAUCUUAUCCUUCUUUAGCUGCUCAUGGCGAGGGCCGUACAUUUGUUUUGACAGGUAGCACUGGUUUCUUGGGUGCUUUUAUUCUUGACAAGCUCCUUGGUUAUGCUGAUACAAAGAAAGUAAUCUGUGUUGUGCGUGCUAAAGAUGCUGCUGGUGCCUUUGAACGUGUGAAGAAAGCCGCUGUUGAUCACUUAGUAUGGAAGGACGAUUGGGAAAGUCGUAUUGAUGCUGUCUGUGGUGACUUGGCUAGUGAUCGACUUGGGCUAUCUGACGAAGAUUGGAAUCGCUGUAUUUCCUCUGCAGAUGCUGUUGUCCACAAUGGUGCUCUUGUUCACUGGGUCUAUCCUUACCAACAGCUCCGUGGUCCUAAUGUGAUUGGUACUCUUUGGGCUAUGCGCUUGGCUUCUGAACACCACCAAAAGUCAUUCCACUUUGUUUCUUCUACUUCUGUGCUCGAUACACCUGUCUAUCUCGAAUCUGGCGCCCUUGUUUCUGAAGACAAUAACCUUGAAGACAGUCGUGUUGGUCUUGAAAAUGGUUAUGGCCAAAGUAAAUGGGUUUCUGAAAAGUUGAUUUUGGAAGCUAGAAAGCGUGGUAUGCCCGCUACAAUCAUUCGUCCAGGCUAUAUUUUGGGUGAUUCUCGAUCUGGUGUGACCAAUACAGAUGAUUUCAUCUGGCGCUUGAUGAAGGGUUGUGUUGAACUUGGUUUCUUGCCUGCCAUGUCCAACGACAUCAACUGUUGCUCUGUUGAUUACGUUGCUUCUGUUGUUGCCGGUGCCGCUUAUCAUGAUCAAGAAUCUACUGAACGUGGUGUUCUUCAAGUGACACAUCCUGCUGGCUUCACUUACAACAGCAUGUUUGGCUCUUUGCUUACUUAUGGUUACCAAAGCCAGCAAACAGAAUACAUUGACUGGAGAAACAAGUUGAUGGAAUACACACUCAAGUCUCAAGACCAUUCCCUUUUCCCUCUUCUUCACUUUGUACUUGAUGAUUUACCUACUUCUACUAAGAGUGCUCAAUUAGAUGACACCAAUACUCAGGCUAUUUUGGCAUUAGAUGGUGUCAAGCAGCCUUUGAUGGGAGAUGAAUUGUUGGGUCUUUACCUUGCUUACUUGGUCAAGGUUGGAUAUAUGCCUUCACCUGCUCCUGGUUAUCGUGCCUUGCCUGACUUAAAGGCAGAAGUAACAUUAUUGGCCCGUAGUGGUGCUAAGCAUUAAAUCAUACCUCUUUUUGUAAAUAUUGUUAAAUAAACUGAUCUAAUUAAGUUGACACAAAUCAUACUGCUUAAAAUCAACUGUAA